AGGUUAUGAAAGAUGGAGGGAAACACCCAACAGAAGCCUCCCAGAUCCUUAACAAAGAGAAGGAGAGACCUCUCUUCACCAUCUACAAUGUCCUACUCCUCACCAUGCUCUCCAUUCUUAUGUUCAUGACAGGAGUACAGUACAAUAUUUCCCAGAUGAUAUCCUACCAUCAGUCCUGUCAAUGGAGCGUACCCCAUACCUUCCUAGCAUUAGAACCUACAGUGUUGGUAGCAGUGAUAGGGGCUGCUACAUUUGUUACUGGUAUCUUGAGUGAUAAGUACGGGAGGAAGACCGUCAUGGUAGGUGUGGUAGUCGUCCUCUCAGCGGGUACUCUCGUAUGUGGGCUGGCUAAAGAAAUAAUCCAGUAUGAAAUUGGAAGAGUCACUAUAGGAUCCAGUAUAGGAGCACUGUUCAACCUGUGUAUUGUUAUGUGGCUGGAGAGUAGUCCUAUCAGGAUAAGAAAGCUGGGUAUUCUCGUUCUCAUGGUGAUGACGUCACUAGGACACGCUUCUAUUGUUAUCUACGACUAUCUUAUAAUGGUCCCCUAUGGUUGGAAUUUCGGGGUAUUGUUUAAUUUGAUCGUUAUGGUCCCAACCUACAUUAUACUGUUCACUCCGACGAAACGCCUCAAUACCUCAUGACUCAUGGGAGAAUACCGGAAGCUUUGAAGGUGGCCAGAAGAUGUGGCAUGAUCGAAGAGGAUUUAGCAGAUAAAACGGAGGAAGAUGACAAAUCACGAUCAGGAAGCUUCAAAGCGAUCUUCAGCACAUCUUAUAGAUGGACAACAGUUAAGCUUAUCCUUCUAUUCGGUCUGCACAGGAUGGUAGAAGUAGGUCUGAUAUUUGGGGUACCCUACCUACUUGCUGUUAACUUCUGUGAUGAGCCGGAGAGGAUUGCACAGAACAUGACCAACUGGGAUGAUCAACCUCCGGACACUUUUGAUUGUCUCCAUUUCUCUAUUAAUGACUACCUAUUCAUCUUCAGUUUUGCAAUCUUGGGUAUACCUGGGUUCAUGAUCGGAGCCAUAAUACAGUCGAACUAUCUGCGAAUCCCGGACCGGUACGGAAUCCUGGCAUUAUCAGUAAUAGUUGGAAUACUCCUAGUAUGGUGCUCUAUCUGUGAUACCUACCUUUACUGGAUGCUGGAACUCAAGCUGGGGUUGCUCAGGAUAUUCAUAUCUAGCCAGGACCAGGUAUUCUCGGUACUAAUCCCCUCCGUCUUCCCUACACAAAUCCGGAACGGAGCGAGCGGGUUCGUACGAGCUUGUGGCAUCAUCCUCUCUUCCAGCGGACCCUUCCUAACCAUAUGGUUCUUCAACUACUUCUCUGUUACCUGGUGUUUAGUUAUCCAGGCUGUUAUUUAUCUCAUGAGGAUACCGCUCAGUAUGAGGCUUAAAGCUUCUACUUCGCCUCCAGAGGACAAAUAUAGCAAAAAAUAUAGCACAGACACUAAUGAUGAGGGGGAUGACCAGUCUAUAGAUUCAUUUUGAAGAUAUUGUGUUUACUUAAAUUUAUUGUUGGACAAACUCGAGUGAAUAAGCUUCCAGAGUUGAAAAAUAAAACAAAACUUUAAGAACAAAGUCACUUCAAUUGUGUGAAUUGAAACAAGCGAAAGAAUGAGAAGUGACCCCAUUAACGAGCAUCAACCUGGUACAGACUAUCCUCUUCUGUUGCAAGCCAACAAAGUACUACCAGUUGAUACACCUAUCUGUACACUUUUAUAUACUGUACAGUAUAUAAAAGUGUACAGUGUAUACUGUACACUGCCCAGACUGGAGAGAAACAGUUUCUGGACAGUCAAUUCAAUGUUGAUAACCAUUAUUACUUUUAUUGUCAUUACAGUUUUUAUAUUUGUAUAAUUGAUUGAGCUUUAUAUGAACUAAGCUAAUUUAUUAUGUACAAAAUUUUAUUUUAUUGAAAAUAAUAA
Bolinopsis microptera is the source of this 1926-nucleotide messenger RNA. RefSeq lists its product as uncharacterized. The transcript has 9 exons. Bases 638 to 1489 code for a protein of 283 amino acids. NCBI's taxonomy places the organism in Eukaryota, Metazoa, Ctenophora, Tentaculata, Lobata, Bolinopsidae. The record is from RefSeq and is a predicted model, not a curated record.